This is a messenger RNA of Prunus avium (sweet cherry), 1660 nucleotides long. RefSeq names its product purple acid phosphatase 18 (gene PAP18). Lineage: Eukaryota; Viridiplantae; Streptophyta; Magnoliopsida; Rosales; Rosaceae. The record is from RefSeq and is a predicted model, not a curated record. Gene Ontology annotation, molecular function: metal ion binding; acid phosphatase activity.
CUAAUACUAGAUAUCAACAACUUUCAUAAAAAUGAUUGCAGACAAAGAGGGAGACAGCAAUGGACUCGAAGCCGAUAAUCACGCUCCUUUUCUUAAUCUCGGCAACCGUCAUCGCAGCCCAAGAGUACGUCCGGCCUCCGCCUCGCAAAGCCCUCCAUUUUCCAUGGAGCCGAAAACACUCUUCCCAUCCCCAGCAGGUGCACAUCUCUUUGGCAGGGGACAAGCACAUGCGAGUGACUUGGAUCACUAAUGAUAAAUCUGCUCCGUCAAUUGUUGAAUAUGGAACAUUGUCAGCGAAGUACAGUUCUGUAGCUCAAGGAGAAAGUACCUCUUAUAGUUAUCUGCUCUAUAGAUCAGGAAAGAUACACCAUACUGUCAUUGGGCCUCUUGAACAUGGCACCGUUUACUUUUAUCAAUGUGGAGGACAAGGUCCUGAGUUUCAGUUCAAGACCCCUCCAGCUCAAUUUCCAAUUACUUUUGCCGUGGCUGGAGAUCUGGGACAAACUGAAUGGACAAAGUCAACCCUAGACCACAUUGACCAGUGCAAAUAUGAUGUGCAUCUGCUUCCUGGAGAUCUUUCAUAUGCUGAUUACAUGCAGUCCCGAUGGGAUACAUUUGGUGAGCUGGUGCAGCCACUUGCAAGUGCAAGGCCAUGGAUGGUAACCCAAGGGAACCAUGAAAAGGAGAAUAUACCAUUGUUAAAAGAUGGGUUUGCAUCCUAUAAUUCCCGAUGGAAAAUGCCGUGUGAAGAGAGCGGAUCAAGUUCGAAUCUUUACUAUUCCUUUGAAGUUGCAGGUGUUCAUGCUAUCAUGCUCGGUUCAUAUACUGAUUACGAUGAGUAUUCAGAUCAAUACAGGUGGUUGAAGGCUGAUCUUUCAAAGGUAGACCGUCAGAAGACACCUUGGCUGGUUGUGCUCUUUCAUGUGCCCUGGUACAAUAGUAACAAGGCUCAUCAAGGUGAAGGGGACAGCAUGAUGGCAGCAAUGGAGCCAUUACUGUAUGCUGCCAGUGUGGAUAUAGUGCUCGCUGGUCAUGUUCAUGCUUAUGAACGCACGAAACGUGUGAACGGUGGAAAAUCAGAUACAUGCGGCGCUGUCCACAUAACCAUUGGUGAUGGAGGAAACAGAGAAGGUUUAGCUCACAAGUAUAUAAACCCAUCUCCUGAGUGGUCAGUUUUCCGGGAAGCAAGUUUUGGUCAUGGUGAGCUGAAGAUAGUGAAUUCGACCCAUGCCUUUUGGACCUGGCAUAGGAAUGAUGAUGAUGAGCCUGUAAGGUCUGAUCAGGUCUGGAUAACCUCGUUACUCAGUUCUGGAUGUGUUGCUGAGAAGAGACAUGAACUAAGGAGUAUACUUGUGGGGCCAUAGAACUUGUCAUGCAUGUGAUGGCUUCACCUGAUUUUGUCAAAUCAGGGGUUUUUAUGUAUAAGAUGAAAUCAUCUACCAACUGGAUGAUGUGCUAAUAGCUGCUUGAAUUGGUAGAACACGGUGGGUCCACGAUGUGCUAAUUGGGUUCUCUCAACUGGUUGAUGUGUCUGGAAAACUGGUUUUUUAAGCAGUUUGAAUGUGCAAGAACUUCAGCAUAUUGUUGAACUCUGCGUGUAGUAUAUGUGGUAAGAUACUCCCUUUAUUUUUGUCUAAUGUAACAUAUAUAGUUCUCCCUU